This is a messenger RNA of Anguilla anguilla (European eel), 15959 nucleotides long. RefSeq names its product E3 ubiquitin-protein ligase rnf213-alpha-like. The transcript is spliced from 66 exons. Gene Ontology annotation, molecular function: ATP hydrolysis activity; ubiquitin-protein transferase activity; ATP binding. The record is from RefSeq and is a predicted model, not a curated record. Gene Ontology annotation, biological process: negative regulation of non-canonical Wnt signaling pathway; sprouting angiogenesis; ubiquitin-dependent protein catabolic process. Lineage: Eukaryota; Metazoa; Chordata; Actinopteri; Anguilliformes; Anguillidae. Gene Ontology annotation, cellular component: cytosol; membrane; nucleolus. The coding region runs from base 172 to 15066 and encodes 4964 amino acids.
ACUUUGCUUACUUUCAGCUUGUCAGUAGGCUUGACAACAACUGCAUGAAUCGAUCAACACCUAAUUUUGCAUUGCAUCGUAUUUUUUGUCACUAACUACCUUGCUACAGUAUUACAAAAAAGAUAGGCGACUGUUCUCAUCAGAAACUGCUAUUGGUGGUGACCCUACGAGAUGAAAUGUCCAGAAUGUCAGCACGCUUCGGCGGAGAAAAAUGCCAAAUCCUGUAGCCAAUGCGGCUUCAGGUUUGCCCAGCUCUCAGGCCAGCCUCAACAGAAACCCUCUGUUCCUGUGGAGGAGGAGAGGAUGGCAUCGAUGGUCACCGAGACAACAAAUGCAUCGGCAAAGCGACCCAAUGAGGAGACCAAGGGAAACCCAAAGAAAAAGCAGUCCAAAGGACAGGCCUCGAGCCGGACGUCCAGCGGGACCGACCCAAAGGUGGAGCAGGAGCAGCUGCAAAAAAAGUCUUCCAGCUCCAAAGAAGACCCCUCCCAGGGAAAAGAGACUGAUACUGACAUGAAGGAUGCCCCACCUCCCAAAAGAAUACCUCCAACCAAUCAACAGAUCCCGGCCAGUGACAGGCUCACCAUCUACUUCCACGCUGUGUUGUCCAAGGACUUUAAGUUCAAACCGGACAAUGACAGGAUUUUUUUGCGGGCUGGAAACAGGAUCGGCAAAUGGGAAAAAAACGCUGUUGAACUAACAGUGUCUCGGGAUCUGGGAGACCAUGGAUUUUUUGUAGAAGGAAAACUGAUGACAACCAAAAAAGAAGCAGUUUCUGUUUCCAUACCAUACAAAUAUGUUGUGUAUAAACACAAUAAAAAAAAGUAUGAGUAUGAAUACAUCUAUAAAGUGGACACAAAGCAAACGACCAACAGAUGUCUCUGUGUCAAGCCGCAUUUGCUCAAUGAGGAAGGAGAAUGGCACCAAUAUGAUGACAUCAUUUGUGUGGAGCCCUCCAGACAUUUUAUUUCAAGGGGUUUAGCAUAUGUUUGGCCUGAUCAAAAGAAAAACAUUAUUCAAGGUCGUGAAAUCGCAGGAAGAAUCAUGCUCGGAACUAUUUUUGACCUUCUUAGUACCUGGAGUGAAAUUAACCUGAAGAGUUUCCUCACUCAGCUUAAGCAGUUCCACCAGAUUUACGCAAACCCAUUUGUGUAUGAGGAAACCCACAAAAAGUGGUACUCCUUAGAUUAUGGUGAAAAAGAGGUGAACCUCCUGCUAAAGCAGGUGGUGCUGGAGAGCGUGACUCCCCAGUUGGGUAAGGACAGCAGCGGGAGGAACACCUUCAUCAAGGACCCAUUGUAUGCCGCCGUGAUCGUGCUGUACAUUUGGAGCACGUACAAGAUCAGGCUGGAUAACAGCGAACUGUCCCGGCUCUGCGUUGAACUCUGCCUGCCAGAACUGCCCAAAGAUGACUUCAUCAGAUACUGGGCAGAUUUUGUCGUAUCGUUUUCACAUAUAAAGAAACUGCCUGAGAUGGUGCUGGCGCUUGUUGGUCAGGUAAAUACGGAGGGCAUGCCACACUGGAUCCUGGCCGUUCCUCUGCUUCACUUUCUGAGGGGGUCGUCUGCGCCCUUUGAACCUGUCUUGCGCACCAUCAGCACAAGAUAUGAACUCCCCUGGGCAGGGCUUGAGGGAUUGAAAUUCGGCAGUACUGCAUCCAAGUCCAGCCAAGAUAGGAGGGCCAUAAUAAAUAUGAUUAGAAAGCACAAGCACCUGCUUGAGGCGGACGUGCUGCUGGCUCGAUCGUGGAUGUUGGUGAUGACUGUGGAGGAAUUGGUUGAUUUCUGCAGUAUUGCCCAGAUUGACUUGCUGGACAUCCUCCAAGCCUUUUGUCUGAAGGCCCCAGAAGAGGUGUCUCACUCCAGUUGCACACAUGUGUCUGAUGUACUUGCACAUAUUCUGAAAUCCCUUGUAGAACAACAGUACAGUUUGCAAAGUGAGGACUAUGGAAGAGCUUGCCUGACGACAGCAAUAGAACUAUUGGACAAAAUCUGCAAAGGAGUCAAAUCUUCAGGUUACACGCAGAACUUUACCGAGAUCCCCGUGGCAUGUGUGAACAUGGUUGCCUUGGUUUUAGAAUUUUUUCUGUCCUGCCAACCUCAGGAGUCGACGGAUGUCGGCGGAGCCAAGAUGAAAGCGAAGGACAGAGAGCUGCUCGGAGGGGCCAUGAACAUCAUGAGGAGAUGGGUCAGUCAAACCUUCCGGAACAAGCUGACCACCGGUUACGUGCAGAUCAGCCUCACGUCCGAAAUCGAGAUGUGGAACAACGUCAUUUCUCUCAGUUUUAAAAAUGAGGAAUUCACAAAGGAAUGGAGACAAUUGUUUACAACAGAUUUUGAAGGAAAAUUUGAAAAGGAGUCUCCAUUGGACCAAGUUGUGAUCUACUGUUCCAGUAUUGAACAGAUUGGUGACUCGUAUCCCCAUGUUGCAAAGAGCAUUGAGAAGUGUGCCCUCCAGGCAGUCAAUUCCAUUUGCCAGGCCAAGGCAGAGGCAAAGCUUUUUGAGAAAAUCAAGAUAAACUGGAAGUUUGGAAAGCUGGUAUCUGCCAUCAUCGAGAAGUCCUGGCCCAGGGAUGCUAGGGGGCAUUACCUCGAGGGAGAGGAAGUGAUCCUUCAGCACAUGCUCAACUGGACCGCUGCCAGGGACAUCUUUAAACUGCAUGGUGUGGAUGAAAAGCUGACGAACAAGCUCAGUGAUGAGGCCAGUGAGCGAAUGGCUGUGGCCAGCUCAGGAUUCACCUCCAUCUCCCACAAAGUGUUCACGGGAGCCAUAGAGAUCAAGCUGCUGAAUCAAAUCCUAAAAAACCAAACAACCUUCAUUGAGCUGCUGAAGAUAGACUGCCUGUCGGACAAUGAGAAGUGCAAGGACAGCUCUGCCAUGAGGAUGCUGCUGCAGUGGAGAAGGGACGAGGUGGAGGCAGUGUAUCAUGAGAGGAAGCUGGUGGAGAGUCUGAUCACCAUGUCCCACAAACUGCAGGAGCACGUCGCAGUCUCCAUGGAUAAUCUAGAGGAAAAGCUGCAAAUUAACAUUGAGGUGAUGACUCUUGACCAGUUCAUGGAUGUUCAGAAGUUUGACACUCUCUUGUCUGACCCGACCAGCGUGGUCACCUUCUUCAACCUCGACCAGAACACAAAAGAGAUGGCGAAAGUCCUGUGCAUGUUGAAGGACAGCUUUAUUUUUUGCAUGUGUUGGGAGAAUCAGGCAAAAGAACUCUCUAGGAGACACCCCCACAACGAUGGUGAAGAUGACAAUCAAGAACUGGUGGCCACGCUCCCAGUGAUAUACAGUGAUAUUUAUCAGCUGUCGUACGAUAAAUAUCUGAAGAUCUACUCUGACCUGAAAAGUGGGGCUCUCAAACUGGGGGAGGUGGAUGUCAUCUUCAAGGCUUAUAAAGGCAAGUACAAAGAACUGAGGGAUGAGCUGGCGAUCAUGUGCUGGACAGACCAGUCGGAGGAACGAAACUGGAUCCAGAGAAGGGUGGGACAGAUCGAGCAGUACCACGGGGUCCACCUGGCUGUGGAGUCAGCCCUGGUCAUCAAAAAGGUCAAAGACACGCUCUGCCUUCAGGGGGACUUCAAGGUCCUGGACAUGCUGCUUGAAGUUGCUGAUGUGAACUUUAAAAAUGAGAGCCUGGACCGCUUUGAUGAUAACUUGAUUCAGGCCAAGAGGGACAUGGUGGAAAUCACUGAACAACGUCUCCUGUGCUUGCAAGAGCUCGGCGAGAGAAAAAACUUUGUCAUGUGGGUCAAAGAGGCCCUGGAAGAUAUCAAUGAGCUGAAGGUAUUUGUGGACCUGGCAUCCAUCUCGGCUGGAGAGAAUGAUCUGGAUGUGGACCGCGUGGCCUGUUUUCAUGACGCUGUUCUGGGCUACUCCCCCAUGCUGUACGAGCUUAAGCCCAACUCUGGGUUUGAUGUCUUCAAGGAGACACUGGAGAAGUUGUGGAAAGCACUCGACAAUGAUCACAACCUCCCGAAGAAGCUGCGAGACACUGCUCGCCACCUGGAGUGGUUGAAAACAGUGAAAGAAAGCCAUGGCUCGGUGGAGCUGUCCUCACUUUCCUUAGCUUCUGCCAUCAACAAGAAGGGCAUCUACAUCAUCAGCGCGCAAAACCAGAAGAAGUUGAGUCUGGAAACAGCCUUGAAGCUGAAGAUCCCAGAGGAGCACGAGGAGGGGCAGGAGAUGCGCUGCUAUUCGCUGGAGGAGCUGCGGGAGUUACAGAACAAGUUGAUGCUGAUGUCUGGGAAAGGGGAGCAGGGCCAGGGUGAGGUGGAGCACUUCGUGGAGGUCUUUGCCGGCAUCCAGAGACUCACUGUGGCCUUUAUCGACCUGUACACUGCCGGGAACCCACUGUUUCGUCACUGGGAGGCCAACAUCAAUUGCAGUGCAGUCAAUGGAGAUGGCAUGGCGGGCAUCAUCAUGGACUUCAAUCUGAACACUGCGGUGGGUGAGAUCAUGCUGGAGGGCGACAUGCUGGAACAUCUGCUUGAACUGUGCAGGAAGAUGGAACGGUGCUUGGAAUUCUGGAAGGCCUUUGUGGACCAGCAGAGAUCCCAGCACUACUACCUCAACUACUUCUCUGCAGAGCAGAUCGUCUACCUGUGUGACAGACUGACCCAGACGAAAGUGGGGAAGCUGGAUGGCCAGGCCCUAAUGAUGCUGUCCUUCAUCAGGCCCAACUGUGGAGUCCAUGAUCUGAGGCAAACGUGGCAUGAGCUCCUCACCAUGGCUCCAGAGCAGAACAAAGACAUAGACUUUCAGACCUUUGUGGAGAAGACUAACAACAUGGAAGCAGGUCCCACAUUUGAAGAGGAGGCUGCUGACCUGCCGAGUCUUGUGGAGCGGGCCAGUGGCUCACGAAAGCUGGAUGUUGUGUGGAACGCCUAUAUGAGGGACAUGACGAACUUCCUCCCAGACUCCCUGGAUGUCAGUACCUUGGGGAGGCUGUUGGAAAUACUGGGUAACCAAGAGGAAGGUGAUGACGAUGAUGAGGAUGAGGUAUUAAUGUUAGCUGUGAGGAAGGAGAAUUGCGUCUUCCGGACCCUUCCAAAUGGUCUGGUUUGUGGGCACCCAAACCUUGUCAUUUGCCCACGGGCUGAAGUCUUGAAGUCGUGCAUCAGCGUCUACAUGAACAGCGGGCAUGAGCCACUGCCCACCUACGAUGAGGUGCUCCUGUGCACCGCCGCCACCCCCUACGAACAGGUGGAGCUGUUCCUCAGGCGGUGCCUGACUGCUGGCUGCAGAGACGAGAAGAUCUACACCCUCCUGUAUGCGGAGGACCUGGCCUACGAGGCCAGCUACAGGGUGGAGCAGCUCUUCCAGAGGCUAGAGAAGCAGUGCUCUAGGCCCUACAUGCUGGUGAUCAUCUGCAGCGCCGACCGGGAACACGCCUAUAUCCCCUCUGCCUUCAGCCAGUACCGGGUGCACAUGGUCCCCCUGGAGUCCCUGGAGAAAAUCCAGGGCUACCUGUCCAAGCACUAUACCGUCCCUUCAGAACUGCCCAGUGCCGCUGCUGUGUUCCGAGACAGGAAGUUUGUCAGGGUUGUGACAUCCAAAAGAGCAGGAGUGGGUAAAUCUCUUUACAUUCAGAGGCUGUACGAGGAACUUAGGAAAACCACCAAGAGACCCUCUCUGCUGAAAUGCAUUCGUUUGAUUGAUCCAAGUGUUGAUGAAAACGUUGUCCUGCAGUCCUUGAUCAGUAGCCUCCAGAAGAAGGAACUCACAAUCUUCCAUUUUGACAUCACAUCCUCUGUGCGGAAAGGCCUGUAUGAAUUUCUAUUCAAAUUGUUGGUGUUGCGCUACCUGAUGGAUUCCGAAGGUCGCAUGUGGAAAUGCAGCAACACCCAUUUGUAUGUCAUUGAGAUCUUGCAGUUCAUGGGAGAUGUCUCCAGAACUGGCAAAAGUACUCGUUCACAUGCUCAGUUUGCCUUCUUAGAUGUCUUUCCAAAAGUCUUUUGUCGUCCCCCGAAAGAGGUCCUGGAAUUGGAAAUGCAGAUGCGAGAUGACCCUUCCAUGAAGGAUGAAGACCCACUUAUGGACGACCAAGAGUUCCAAAGUGAAGCCUUCCAAAGACCCUAUCAGUAUUUAACAAGGUUCCACAAUGGCAUCAGUCUGGACGAAUUCAGGUACAACAAUGUCGAGGGGACUCACGUACAGUGCCUGCAGAUGCUUUUUGUGUACUGUGGCAUCGUGGAUCCUUCAUGGGCUGAGCUGAGGAAUUUUGCAUGGUUCCUGAACCUGCAGCUGCGAGACUGUGAGACGUCUGUUUUCUGCCAAAUGGAUUUUGUUGGGGACACCCUGGGUGGUUUCAAGAACUUUGUGGUGGACUUCAUGAUUCUGAUGGCUAAGGAUUUUGCCACACCCUCCCUCAGCAUCUCUGACCAGAGCCCAGGGAGGCAACUGGUGGACCUAUCUGGGGCCACUGAAGCUGACCUGGCCCCCUUCCGUAUCAGAAAGCGGUGGGAAUCUGAGCCACACCCGUACAUUUUCUUCAACGAUGACCAUAUAUCCAUGACUUUUAUUGGCUUCCACUUGAAGGUGAAUGGGCAGAACAGCGUUGAUGCCAUCGACCCCGUAAGGAAGACUGUGAUCAAACCAAAUGUCAUGAGCCGGGAGCUGUAUGAGGGACUCAAGUUGCAGAGGGUCCCCUUCAACAUUGACUUUGAUCAGCUCCAAAGAGGCGAGAAGAUCGAACGCCUCUGCAAUGUUCUUGGCAUCCAGAGACGUAUGGAUCCAGACAAAACCUAUGAGCUCACCACUGACAACAUCCUUAAGAUGCUGGCGAUCCACAUGCGCUUCCGAUGUGGCAUCCCUGUCAUCAUCAUGGGAGAGACAGGCUGUGGGAAGACCAGACUUGUUAAGUACCUAUGCGAACUGCAGAGGAGCGCGGUCCCCACAGACAACAUGAAACUUGUCAAAGUCCAUGGUGGGACCACCUCAGACAUGAUCUAUGCCAAAGUGAGGGAGGCAGAUGACAUAGCCUUGUUCAACAAGCAGAAAUAUAAGUUGGACUCCAUCCUAUUUUUUGACGAGGCUAACACCACAGAGGCUGUCAGCAGCAUCAAGGAAGUCCUCUGUGAUGGCACUGUGAAAGGACAACCCCUUACUCAGAACACUGGACUGCAGAUCAUUGCUGCUUGCAAUCCAUAUAGGAAGCACUCGGAUGAGAUGAUCCAAAGGUUGGAAUCUGCUGGAUUGGGAUACAGAGUUAGAGCCGAAGAGACUGACGACAAGCUGGGAUCUAUCCCCCUUCGCCAACUGGUGUACAGAGUCCAGGCCCUGCCCCCAAGUAUGAUCCCGCUGGUGUGGGACUUUGGCCAGCUCAAUGACUGCACAGAAAAAAUGUACAUCCAACAGAUAGUCCAGAGGGUGGUGGACACUAAUUCAAUCAGAACGCAGUACAUUGAGAUGAUUACCAACGUCUUGUCUACCUCGCAGAAAUACAUGAGGACGAGGAAGGAUGAAUGUAGCUUUGUCAGUCUGAGAGAUGUGGAACGCUGCAUGCAAGCUUUUGUUUGGUUCUACAAAAACCAUAGAAUGUUUCUGGAUGAGAUAGAAAACCCAGAAAGAAGUGGGAGACUGCAAAGAUUGACUGAGAGUCGCAAUCCUGUUGAGUGGUCCCUUGUGAUGGCUGUGGGAGUUUGCUACCAUGCCUGUUUGGAAAAUAAGGACAGCUACCGGGAGACAAUCUGUAAGCUCCUCCCUGAAAUGAACACGCCCCAGAAAGUUGCACAGGAAAUUUCGCUCAUGCAGGACCUCCUUCUGAGUGGCUUUCCCCUUGGGGAAACUAUUGCUAGGAACAAUGCAUUGAAAGAGAAUGUGUUCAUGAUGGUAAUCUGUAUUGAGUUACGAAUCCCCCUUUUCUUAGUGGGGAAACCUGGGAGUUCAAAAUCCCUGUCUAAGACACUUGUAGCAGAUGCCAUGCAGGGCCAGGCUGCACACUCGGAGCUGUACAAAAAACUGAAGCAAAUUCACCUGGUCUCCUUCCAGUGCAGCCCCCACUCUACUCCAGAAGGAAUCAUCAACACCUUCAAACAGUGUGCCCGUUUCCAGGAGGGCAAAAAUUUGAGGGAGUAUAUCUCUGUGGUGGUGCUGGAUGAGAUUGGCCUGGCAGAAGACUCCCCCAAAAUGCCUCUCAAAACUCUUCACCCCUUGCUGGAAGAAGGCUGCAUUGAUGAUGAACCACUGCCACACAAGAAAGUUGGUUUCGUUGGCAUCUCCAACUGGGCCUUGGACCCGGCUAAGAUGAAUAGAGGCAUUUUUGUGUCCCGUGGUGACCCAGAUGAAAAGGAGCUAAUUGAAAGUGCAAAGGGCAUAUGUUCCUCUGACAAGAUGGUCUUGGAGAAAGUUCGAAGCUACUUCCAGCCUUUUGCCAGGGCAUAUCUGAAUGUCUGCCAGGAACAGGGUAAAGGUUUUUUUGGCUUACGGGAUUACUACAGCCUGAUAAAGAUGGUGUUUGCCAUUGCCAAAGUCUCUACCCAUGAGCCCAGCCCAGAGCGCUUAGUGGAAGCAGUGCUGAGGAACUUCAGUGGCAAGGAUAAUGUGGAUGCAGUCCGCGUCUUCAUCACCGGACUGCGUAUUAGCCCAAACAUGGAGAGCAUCAGCGCCAUUGAGCUUGUGAGACAGAACAUCUCAGCCAUCGGCCAGGAUGACGAGUGCCGGUACCUGCUGGUUCUGACAAAAAACUAUGCCGCUCUCCAGAUUCUUCAGCAGACGUUUUUCUCUGACCAGCACCAGCCUGAGAUCAUCUUUGGCUCCAGCUUCCCCAAGGAUCAGGAGUACACCCAGAUCUGCCGCAAUAUCAACCGGGUUAAGAUCUGCAUGGAGACUGGCCAGACCAUUGUGCUUCUGAACCUGCAGAACCUUUACGAAAGCCUCUAUGAUGCCCUCAACCAGUACUAUGUCUGUCUGGGUGGCCAGAAGUAUGUGGACUUAGGACUGGGAACCCAUCGUGUGAAGUGCAGGGUGCACAAGGACUUCAGACUCAUUGUCAUCGAGGAGAAAGAAGUGGUCUACAAGCAGUUCCCCAUCCCACUCAUCAACCGACUGGAGAAACACUACCUAGACAUCAACACUGUCCUCAAGAGUGAUCAAAAAGGACUUGUCCUAGAACUAGAGAAGUGGGUGGGACUGUUUGUGACCCUUCGUGGCCAACACUCCAUUGGUGCACGCUUGCCUAAGUACCUACCAGUCGAUGUCUUCAUUGGCUACCACUCUGACACCUGUGCUUCAGUGGUCCUGCAGGUGACUGAGAAGCUGAAGGAAGAGUCAGAGAUGUCUGAUUACCAUAGACACAUCCUGGAUGAGGCCAAGUUGAUCCUGCUGGCCUGCGCCACCCCAGAUUCGGUGGUGCGUCUAGACUCCACUGCCCUCCCCAGCGGGGAGACUGAGCAGCUGGCUCACGUGUACUUUGAACAGCAAAAGCACAGCUCUCUGGCUGACUUCAUCAUCUCUCACACCCAGCAAGAGGAGUGGUGCCAUGCGUCUUUCACUGAGGUGACAACAUUCUCAAGGCUCUUGACAGCAUCAGAUACUGGGCUUCUCCAGGACGCCGCUUCUAACAUCGAGCUACUCUCCCUGCAACAGUUUGACACCGAGCACUCCUUCCUCAAAAAGAUAAGACAUUUCCUAGACUCUACAUCUGGAUUCAGAAUACUCAUUAUUCAAACAGAUUUCAACGAAGGCUCCCAGAGUGCAAACCUCAUUGCUUCGGCAAAGUACUCUGCAAUGAAUGAAAUCAGCAAAUCAAGAGAUGAAGAAAUGAGAGGGAAAGUGUUUGUGUACUUUAUCACCAAGCUUCCAAGAAUGGAGGGAGGGACUUCUUAUGUUGGAUUUCAUGGAGGCCCCUGGAAGUCGGUCCACAUUGAUGACCUCCGAAGGUCCAAGGACAUCAUCUCGGACAUCAAAGCCUUGAGAGGUUUAACUAUAAGCCAGCUCUUUGAGGACAAGGUGGAGGAACAUGAUGCAAUGGAAGUGGAGGACAUGUACACAGCAACAGGAGAGCAGGAAAUGGAAUGUUCAGAACCCACAGACGGCUGGGAGGCGGUGCUGGACACCACAGCACUGGUGCGGAGCUGUGUGCAGAGCGCAGUGGGCAUGCUCAGAGACCAGGGUGAGGGUGGAGCCCGCAGCACCAGGAGGGUGGAGAUCCUUCUGACGCUAUUGGCCGACAGCGAGGAGCUGAAAGCUGCAUUUCUGACAGCUUUGAAGAGGCGCCUCCACACCCUGCUGGUGUCCUACGAUGGCAAAAGCUUCUCGUCCAAGAACUGGGUGAUCAACGAGGCGUCCAAUGUCGACGCCCUGCAGGAGGGCGGAACCUUCAGACACGCCCUGUGGAAGCGUGUUCAGGCCGUUGUCACUCCCCUCCUGGCUCAGCUCGUUGCCGUCGCCGACCGCGACUGCAACCUGGACCUGCUCCUGGACCACAACUCUGGGGAGCCGGUAAGGAAGCUUUGGCUGGACAUCUUCAGGGACGAGAAGCUUCUGGAAGUUCCCUUUGCAGCAGUGGACCGCAACUCCGAGUCGAAGACCAUCCUGGUGCAGAGCUACAUCACGCCGCAGCUGGGAGCCGGCUGCAGCCUGCCUUUCAGCUGGAGGGUGCGAGACUACCUGGAGGAGCUCCGGGUUCACGCUCAGCAUCAUGAAGGCCACACAGUGAGGCAGUUUGAGGACGUCUUCCGGAACACUCCGCUUGGCCGGUACAUUGCAGAGGCAGCAAAGGAGACGCAGAGAGAGUUCUUCCAGCGCUACCUUCAGGAUUUUGUGUGCAUGAUGAUGAAAGUCACCUCAGAGGAGGAACUCCAGCUUCUGUGUACUGCCUUGACCUGCUGCGUCAAUGAAUUGAGGAUCCGUGAGGAUGUGGAGGAGGAUGAGGUCAUCUCUUUGCCCUGGGUCCAUGCCGCACACCAGGAGUUUAAGAACCGUCUGCAGAACCUGUCCAGGAUGGUUGCCAUGGAGCCCAAGGUGGCUCCGAACCUUCAGCGUAUUGAGGGCUCCAGGGAAGGUCCUGAAAUGGUGCUGGAUGUGUUUGCGGCUCUGGCCUGCGUGGAGCUGUUGGAGCCCAGGGGGCUGGACUCAGACAGGGAGCGGCUGGCCUGGCUGCGGCAGGUGAAGAGGCUGCAGGGGCCCGUCGAGCUGGCCUGCUCAGAGGAGAUCUGCAGCCGCUACGGGGAGAGGAGCCGAGAACGGGCGCGCACCGUCCGACGGGGGUGGAGCAGAAUCUUCUCCCUGUCCCUGUUUGUGGAGCACAUGCUGGUGGGCAUCGAGGGCGUGGAGGAGAAGCUCCGCCCACUGCUGCUGGAGCGCACUCGGGUAUUGGGGCAGGUUCUGGGGACGAACUCGGACCUGAAAAUGGAGCCGCCCUUCCUGGCAGUCAUCGGGAUCCUCAAGGCCUGCAUGGAUGGAGCAAACGACAGGAUAUUCAAGUUUGGACGUCAGCCCUGUCCCGUGUGCAUGGGGGACCCCCAUGAGCCCCUCAGCCUUCCCUGUCACCACAUAUACUGCCUGGCCUGCAUCAGACAGUGGCUGAUCCCGGGUCAGAUGUACUGCCCUCUCUGCAAACAGGAGGUCCCCGAUGACUUCAACCUGGCCACGUCUGAGGACAUACGGCUCCGCAUCGUCAUGUACUCCCAGUUCAGGAAACGGUGCAACGCCUUCUUCAUCGACAUGGUCUCCACCGUGUGCUUCAAGGACAACGCCCCGCCCUCCAGUGAGGUCAUCCAGCACCUGCUGUCCUACCUCAUGGUGGCCGUGGAGGCCGUACGCACCAUCAGAGCUCGCACUCCGGUGUUCACCAAAGCUCUGUCUCCGUUUGACGACUCGGUGGACAAAAAUCCCGUGGUCCGCUCGGUCAUUCUGAAACUCCUUCUGAAGUACAGCUUUGCUGAGGUCAAAGACUACCUGCAGCAGCACCUGUCUGAUGUUGAACAGAGCAAUAUCCUGGAUGAAGGGGACAAAAGUGAACUUUACUCCCUGUACAUAAACUGUCUGCAGGACUCCAUGUUGGAGAGGACGCAGUGCCGCACGGCCGCAGAGAGGACGGCCUGCCUGCAGGACGAGAGGAACUUCCUGAAGCACUUCCUGAAGCACUUCCUGCGCCCGCGCGGCGUCAGGGCGCGCGCGACCACCAUAGAGCACCUGCAGGAGGUAGCCCGGGUUCGGCUGUGCCUGGACAUGGCCGCGCACCUGAUGGCGGACCAGCAGACAAACCCAGGGCCGUGCGAGGGCGCUCUGAACGCGGUCUCGGCGUUCCUGGGCUGCGUGGCGGACCUGUGCAUGCGGAGCGGGAACGGCUGGUACCGGGUCUACCUGAUCCGCAAGGUGUGCAGCCAGCAGGGCAUGGAGUUCGUCCAGAAGCUCCAGGCGACGGCCGAGCUCAGAUGGCUGUUUCCCGAGGAGCUCCUGCAGAAUCAGGAAGGGGGGCAGAUGGACCACUUCCUUGUUUGGGGGGAGGACUAUCGGACCAUACGCGAAGCUGUCGCCAAGGCAACGAUGAAAGGCGGAACGGAAGGGAUAGAGGAGGCGUGUGAGAGGUGCGGAGGUACGCCGGCUAAGAAGACGGUACUCCUGCUCCUGGCCCUCUUCAGGGAAGUUACCACGCUCUACAGAACGGCCAACCACAGCCUCCACCCAAAACAGGAGUUGCUCCAUGCCUUGGAGGGUUUCAUCCAGGGCUCCCGGGUGCUGGUGAGGCCGGAGGCACAGGCCUUCGCCCUGGCCCUGGUGCACAACCAGCUGGGCGCGCUGAGGGUCGGGGCCGACCGGCCGGGGGUGGAGCACGGCCUGGUCGAGCUGACCGUCCACCUGGCGGCUGUGCUGAUGACUGUGAACCACGGGUGCCUGGCCCCCCUCAGGCUGCUGGCCCUGUCCCCCGCCCGCAUGCAGGCGGCCUUCCUACCCACAAUGCCCGAGGACAUGCUUGCUGUGGCUCGCGCGGCCUUGGGACCCCUCAUGUGGUACUAUUGUCCGAACGGUCACCCCUGCACUGUUGGAGAGUGUGGCAGGCCUAUGGAGAUCAGACGGUGCCUGGACUGUAAUUUGCCAGUAGGGGGAAGUGGCCAUCAGCCUCUUCCGGGUUUUAAUCCGGUUAAUGUCCACGGGGACCGCACCCAGAGCGGUCACAUCUUGGGGGACCCGGGUAGGAGAGACAUGCCGGACAUGCUGGACACCAAGAGCAUGUCCCCCGCCCCCUUCACGCUGGUCAGGCUGCUCACGCACUUGAGCAUGCUUAUUGGAGCUUCUGAGCACCCUCAGGUUAUAGCCCAGAUAAUCAAGCCCCCGGUGGCUGAUCCAGGCUCGUUCCUGAUUGGUCACCUGCUGAAGGACAUGGAGCAGCUGGGCCGUGUGCUGGGGAAGGGCUCUGACGACACGGUCAGCAUGGCCCACCUGACGGUCCUCAGCCUGCUGGACGCUAACCCACCCACACAGUGGCCUGUUUCCCACAACAACGUUCUCUCCACCAAAGAGGCGAGGAACGCCUGGGAGACGGGCGUUGCGUCUGACAUCAUCGUCCCUCAGCUUAAGACCCUGGAGCGGCAGCUGAAGGAGGCGAACGACCUGAUCAGGACGGACUCGCGCGUGUCCUCCAGCCCCGUGAUGAAGCUGGUGUUCGGGGACCCGCGGCUCACCCUGACCACCCUGCCCCGGGACAGCCCGAUCCACAGCGGGGCGGUGUGGAGCUGCAGGGAGAGGGUGUCCCUGCGGGCGCUGGCACACGUGGUGGAGCAGAACGACGGGCGGGACGCCCUCCCGGUGCUCUGGAGGUUCCUGCACAAGGAGCCAGAGCUGCGUCUGGUCCGGUUCCUCCCGGAGAUUCUGGCACUGCAGAGGGAACUGGUGAAGAAGUUCCAGAACGCCCCGGACGUCACCUGCAGCACCAUACAUGAAUUCAUCCAGGGCCUGACAGCAGCCUCUCUCAAAACCUGGUACGAGACGCGGAUCAAAAUAUUCCUGAAGACCUGGAAUCAGCUCAGACAGUCGCUGGCCACCAAAGGAGAGCUGAAGAUCCCUGCCGAGCUCUGCCAGACGGAUUUGGGUCACAGCAGCGACCUCCAGGUGCUGUUGCCGCGGCGCCAGGGGCAGGGCCUGUGCGCCACCGCCCUGGUCAGCUACCUCAUCGCCCUGCACAACGAGCAGGUGCACGCGGUGGACAAGCACACCGGGGAGGAGACCAGCUACACGGUGAGCCCCGCGGACCUGAGCGACCUGCACGUGAUCCGCUACGAGCCGGAGCGCGACCUGCUCCCCCUGGUGCUGUCCCACUGCCAGUACAGCGUGGAGCGCGGCCAGGAGACCAUCUCCGAAUACGACCUCCCCAAAAUCCAGCAGCAGGUGGUCACCCGCUUCCUGCAGGGCAAGCCUCUCAUUAGCCUGGUGGGAAUUCCAACACUGGUGAACAGACACGACCGGAACUAUGUAAACAUUUUCAAGGAUGUGAAAGACAAGGUUGGACAAGAAGCCCUGCCCGCUCUGACCCUGGCAGCAUUGGCAGGGGAGCUGGCAGCGUACAGUGAUGUGUGUGAGGCUCUGGAGGUGGUGGAGGUAGCUCUGGGUUUCCUUGCGAUGACGGGUGAAAACCCUGACAUGCAGCUCGUCUGCUACCUCAGAGACGUUCUACAGAUGGGGGACCGGACAGCCCCCCACAUCCUAAAGGCCCUGAGCCGGUGCAGUCUGAAGCACUGUGCAGCCGUGUGGCAGCUCCUGGCGUCCCUUAAAUCAGAGAACAUGCUGCGUCUCAAGAGGGACCCUUUUGUGGGCGUCUUGGGGGAGUAUAAGAAGCCUCUGAGUGAGGAGGAGAGGGGCUUGCUGAUGGCGUUCCUCUCUAAGGGCAGUGUGGACACCUGUCUGCUGGAGAUGCACGAGUUCCUGCUGCUGCACCUGAAGGAUGCCCAAGCCCUGGAAAUGUACAGGGCCUCCUGGGGACUGAAAGAAACGCUGGUGUCGUACAUUGAGCGCAAGGAUGUCGACGUCCCCCCAGACGUGGAGCUCCUCCCUGACGAGAUCUUCCUGUCGAAAUUUGUGGAGGCGUGGAAGCUCAUCGCCACGUUUCGACAGAACCGCGGACGGCGAUGACGUGGCCCACGGCCACGCCCGCCCCCACUCCCUGCCAUUGUUAAAGCUUUUCUUAACCACUUUUACUGCGUCUGUACUUUUUACUGUAGUAUCGCAAUCUGUCUUCUGUUUCACAUCUCAUACAGCGAACACAUGUAUAUCCUUACAUAUGUAAUUCUCAUGAGCGUGAACUGUGAUACUCACGGCUGUGUACCUUAGCCUGCGGGUUUUAUACAAAUCGUGCUUGGAUGUGCUGCGAGACGGGUACAUAAUGAAGUGCAAUAUUUCUGUUAAUUAUGGCUUUCUAAAAGUGAACUUUUACCGAAUGUAUUUCGCCUCCUGAUUUCUGGCCUGUCACGAAAGCGGGAUGCAAUAAUUUUUUGAACGCAGAGACAAUCUUCUUAUCACAGUCAGUUUUUUUUUUCCAUCAUUUAUUGUGAACAUUAUAUCCCUUCAGUGCUAUAGGCUUUUGUUUGCACUUAAAAGUAUUUGUCUGGAAUACUUUGAAACUAAUAAUUUGGAAAGUGUUAUUGUGGGAAUGCUAUUCUACUCAGGGAGUCCCAUUUUCACUGGGGCAGAGACGGAAGAAAAAUUGUGACAUGCUCAUCAAAUGUUACUUUGCUUGGUACUGCCUUGAAACGCUUUUGUUUCGUUUAAGUUUAUCCCUGAUAUUUGUUCUCUUCUUUGUCUCUGUCUUUUAAUUUUGUUCAUCUGUUAUUUGAGCAAUUGACCUUUUGCCUUAAAGGGACAUUCAUUCCAAGGUUUCCGUAAAAAAAACUUUUCCAACUCUCCUUCCCAACCAUUUUCACUUUAAACUCAUACAUAGGACCAAUCAGUAGUCUUAAUCAUGCCAUAUAUGCACUCCAGAAAUAUGAUUUACUAUGUUUAAUAAAAUAUGAAGAGGCACUCAAACA